Astyanax mexicanus (Mexican tetra) is the source of this 5006-nucleotide messenger RNA. It is a transcript of the gene arhgap44a, whose product is annotated as Rho GTPase activating protein 44a. The transcript has 22 exons. Lineage: Eukaryota; Metazoa; Chordata; Actinopteri; Characiformes; Acestrorhamphidae. Gene Ontology annotation, cellular component: presynaptic active zone; postsynaptic density; cytoplasm. The record is from RefSeq and is a predicted model, not a curated record. Gene Ontology annotation, molecular function: GTPase activator activity; protein binding. Gene Ontology annotation, biological process: signal transduction; regulation of dendritic spine morphogenesis; neurotransmitter receptor transport, endosome to postsynaptic membrane. The coding region runs from base 269 to 3262 and encodes 997 amino acids.
GGGCGCUGCGCUUGUCAGCUCGCCCAGCAUCUCCUCCCGAGGAGCAGCGCAGAGGAGGAGGAGGAGAGCGCAGGACGGGGAAGAAGGCGCUGGAAAUGUCCGAGGGUUUUUCCUCCGCCGCGUUUGGUUUGUUGCGAUGAAGGAGAAGCUGUGGGACUGGGCGGACGCCGUCAUAUGGGCCUUCGUUCUCACGGACAUGCGGGGUCUGGUUCGCCGGUGGUGUUAACGCAGGAAAACACGCAUAAAAUAGCGCAACAAAACCCAGAAGAUGAAGAAGCAAUUCAAUCGGAUGCGACAGCUCGCCAACCAGACUGUUGGCAGGGCAGAGAAAACAGAAGUACUUAGUGAGGACCUACUACAGGUGGAGAAGCGUCUGGACCUGGUCAAGCAGGUCUCCCACAGCACACACAAGAAACUCACCGCCUGCCUGCAGGGACAGCAAGGGGCCGACGUGGAAAAGAGAUCAGUCAAAUCACCUUCGAAAAAGUUGCCCUUGACCACUCUGGCCCAGUGUAUGGUGGAGGGAGCUGCAGUUCUAGGAGACGAUUCUUUGCUUGGUAAGAUGCUGAAGAUGUGUGGGGACACGGAAGAGAAGCUGGCGCAGGAACUGAUCCUGUUCGAGUUCCAGAUUGAGAGAGAUGUGGUGGAGCCUCUUUACGUCCUGGCUGAAGUGGACAUUCCCAACAUACAGAAACAGAGGAAACAUCUAGCCAAGCUUGUACUGGACAUGGAUUCAGCGCGGACAAGGUGGCAGCAGUCGUCCAAGUCCUCCAGUCACCCCAGCAACCUGCAGCCGGGCGGGGCCAAAUCAGAUUCCCUUAGAGAGGAGAUGGAAGAGACAGCCAAUCGCAUGGAAAUCUGCAGGGACCAGUUAUCAGCGGACAUGUACAACUUUGUGGCCAAAGAAAUAGACUAUGCAAACUACUUUCAGACGCUCAUAGAGGUUCAGGCGGAGUAUCACAGGAAGUCUCUGGAGAUUCUGCAGAGCGUGCUCCCUCAGAUCAAAGCGCAACAGGAGGCCUGGAUAGAGAAGCCAUCCUAUGGGAAGCCGUUAGAAGAGCACCUGACCCUCAGUGGCAGAGAGAUAGCCUUCCCCAUCGAGGCCUGUGUCACCAUGCUGCUGGAGUGCGGCAUGCAGGAGGAGGGUUUGUUCAGAGUGGCCCCAUCAGCGUCCAAACUGAAGAAGCUGAAGGCGUCGCUGGACUGCGGGGUGGUGGAUGUGCAGGAGUACUCUGCUGAUCCACACGCCAUAGCAGGAGCUCUGAAGUCGUAUCUCCGUGAACUCCCUGAACCUCUGAUGACCUCAGAGCUCUAUGAGGAGUGGAUUCAGGCUUCAAAUAUUCAAGACAUGGACAAGAGGCUCCAGGCCCUGCUGAACUCGUGUGAGAAACUUCCAACUGACAAUUUAAACAAUUUCAGAUACUUAAUUAAAUUCCUAUCCAAGCUCACAGAGUACCAGGACUCCAACAAGAUGACUCCUGGUAACAUCGCAAUAGUACUCGGACCCAAUCUGCUGUGGUCGCAUUCUGAAGCGAACAUGACAGAAAUGAUGACCACAGUGUCCCUGCAAAUUGUGGGAAUCAUUGAGCCAAUCAUCCAGCACGCUGACUGGUUCUUCCCAGGAGAUAUCGAGUUCAACCUGACGGGCAGCUACGGCAGCCCCAUGCACACCAACCACAACUCCAACUACAGCUCCAUGCCCUCUCCAGACAUGGACCAAUCGGAGCGCAAGCAGCCGCACGACCAGAGCCGACGCCCCCUCAGCGUCGCCACCGACAACAUGAUGCUGGAGUUCUACAAAAAGGACGGCAUUAGGAAAAUACAAAGUAUGGGGGUAAGAGUGAUGGACACGUCCUGGGUCAAGGGAAAAGGCGCCUCCACUCUGGCUCGGAAAGCCUCAUCCACCCCACCCAGUGCACAGCCCCCAGGUUCGCCAGCAGACACCCUCCUCUCCGAGCAGUGCGGGGAUUUAGCCACCUCCCCCAUCCCCACUCCUCCUCCUGUGGACCGGGCCGGCUCGGACGAGGUGUCGCCCCACCGGCCGGACCCCUCUCAUGCCUAUGCGCCCCACGGGGAGGAGCGGCCGCCCCCUCCUUACCCUUCCUCCUCCUCCACUUCCUGCACCCCUCACGGCCCUCAGCACUUCUACCCCAAGCCCCCUCCCUGUGCACGCCCCGUGGCCCCGGGCCCCGAGUCCCAGCCCCCCGACUCCCCGCCCUUGCGUUGGUCCGGCUUCGGCCCCCCUGCUCACCCCAUGUCCCUGCCCCAGCCCCAGCUUCACCCUCUGCCCCAGCUGCCCCCACCCUCCUCCUCUUCCUCCUCCUCUUCCUCCUCCCUCGACAUCAACUCCAACCCCAAACCCAGCUGCCUGCACUUCCCCAAACAUGGCCUCGCGUGCGACCCGCCGCAUGCCGUCCCGCCCGACACGAACGCCUCCCCCCUCUACGUUAAAACACCCCUGGUCCUCACCCGCCACGAGGUGGUGCUCGGAAACCCCCCUAGCCUCCCCUCCUCCGGCCCCCCUCCGUGGGCCGCCUGCCCAUGUGCCCGCGAGCGAGGACCCCCCAGGCUGACUAGCACACUGAAGAGCAAGGAGCUCUCGCCUGUGAUCGGCCAUAAGGCUGUGCAGGUAGCAGGACCAACAGUGCCCCCUGUAGGCCAGCAGAGCAACAGCCAAUCGCCGCACUCGGCUGAGCACAGCCCACACACCCUGCGCAAAGCCUCGAAGAAGCUAGCCCCCGUGCCGCCCAAGGUCCCGUACGGCCAGUCAGGGGGGAUGUCAGACCAGUCCACAGGUCAGCCGUCACCGGUCAGCCUGUCCCCCACUCCCCCGAGUACCCCUUCCCCGUACGGCCUGGGCUGCCCCCCAGGGCACGCGCCCGCCUCCUCCCCCGGGCAGGCCCCACUCGGGACCCCCCACUCCCUGUCCUCUCCCCCGUCUCUGACCGGUACGCUCACCAAGUCGCGGCCCACCCCCAAGCCCCGGCAGAGACCCAGCCUGCCCCCUCCGCAGCCGCCCACUGUCCCCCCCACCGCCCCCCAGCCCAUGGAGCAGGGCCUGCUGGACGGAUUGUCCCCCGGGGAGAGCAUGUCCACAGCAGAUCUCUUCAGCUUGGAAAUCCCCUCCAUCAAUGUCAAUCUGGACAGCCUGCUGGACGAGUUCAGGGUGGGUGCGCCCUGCCGGAGCUCCAUGGCCGUGGCUGACCACUCUCCAGAGAGGGAGCCCUUGACCGAGGAGGAGUCCCAGAGCACCACGCUAUAACCCCUGAGCCCAGCCAGCAGCAGCAGCCCAGCCCAGUCCACUCCAGUCAAGGCCAGCCCAGGCCAUCCCUGCCAUGCCAAGCCCUGCCAAGCUCACCUGCUUACCUUCUGCUGAGGCCCUGCCAACCGCCAGCAGGCCUCCUCCACCAGCUACCAAACCCCCAACCUCAACCGCUCUCCCUGCUUCCCCUGCUUCCCCGCACCCCUCUCCAUUGGAACUGGAUCCCACGCCCCAACCAACCCUUCCUGACAACCAACCAACCAACAAAACAUUCACACACCACACAACAUACGCACGCCUGCGCCAACCUUCUCACCGAUAAGUAGAUAAAUAACAAAUAACAAUCAACGAUACGUCUAUUAAUGAUAACAUCUUCUGUACACACAACUCACAACUUGUGCCAUAGCAGAAACCAAGGACGGAGGACUUUACAGGACUUACGGAAUGUUGCCGAUUGAGUUUCGUGGACGUUUGUGUAUUGUGGACGUUUGUGCCACGCUUGUUUUCUCUCUGGUCGAUUCUGCUUUUUUUCUUUCUGCCUUACAAUCGGAGCCUGACGUUUAUAAAAAAAAAAAAAAACGCAAUACAGUGGGACACGGAAGUUGGUGUUUGUUUGCUGCCUCUAAAGGAACCUCAUAUUCUUUUCUCAUGCUGGGAAGCAUGAGAUCGAAGCGCCUCCCUAUUGCGAGAGAGGGUAGCACUUGCCCGUUAAUCUUUACAGGGUCCAAGGAGAGGAGGUAGGACGGUGUCAUUCAUUUUUAUGCUGUAGAUGAACUGAAAACGUGAAGCAUGCAGAGUUUAUUUGUCUAGUUUUACAAUGCUGAGGCCUCAUUUGGCUCUUUUACUCUAGCUCUCUCCUGCUUUCUCAAGCUCUGUCUCUAUGUCUCCCUCUCUCACACUCUCUUUUCUUUUUCUCUCUCAAUAUCGCUCUCUGAUGUGCACGCAGAACUAUAGGUACACACACCACUGCUUUGGCCUAGACAAUAGCACCACCACUCGUACCGAUGACUUCUGAGGGAAAUUUGAUUUGAAGUCAACGGUGUAGAGACUGAAAUGUGUCUAGCACACUCAUCCAGUCUAGCACAUGAUUAAAAAAUGUUAUCAGAAGGUUGCUAACACUAAACACUAACACUGAGACACAAGUAGACACAACAAAACGAGAGCUCACAAGGUAGAUAUUGGUUUGUUGUUGUUGUUUUGUCUGGAGCUCCUCAAGCUCUUCUCGAGUUCUCCUGAAAGCUCUCCUGAAAAUACUUCAACUUAACCUGAAGGUCAGUGGUACGCAAUCUGCGCUUUUAAAAAAAAAAAAAAUUACCAGCUGCAAAUCUCACGGCCAGUUGACACUGACUGGUAAAGAGAGGUAAAACCAUUACGACAUUAUAUAUUUUGUGCCUCCCAAUGCAGAGACUCCAUUCAUUCAUCUAUCAGGACUUUAUUGAAGAUCAGUGACAGGUUCCGCUCCAGUGUAAAUACGAAGACUGUACAUAAAGAUCUGUAGAUACGUGUUAAUGAGAGGACAGAUGUAAAGGCAAAUAUGAAUUCUAUAUUCAUAUGUGUGACAUGCCAUAUUUAUCUUGUAUAGAGAUAACAAGUUCUAUGAUAACUGAGUAUUAUUUUGUCCCUGAAUACUUGUUGCCAGAUUCCCAGAGAGUGAGUGACUGAGUGAGCUUUUGCACUUUUGUAAGCCAUGAACACUAACUGUAAUAAUAUGUGAAUGCGAAAUAUGUAAAAAAAAAUGAGGGGG